This is a messenger RNA of Sebastes umbrosus (honeycomb rockfish), 4190 nucleotides long. It is a transcript of the gene rbl2, whose product is annotated as retinoblastoma-like 2 (p130). The coding region runs from base 204 to 3467 and encodes 1087 amino acids. Gene Ontology annotation, biological process: cell differentiation; negative regulation of G1/S transition of mitotic cell cycle; regulation of transcription by RNA polymerase II. Gene Ontology annotation, cellular component: chromatin; nucleus; transcription regulator complex. The record is from RefSeq and is a predicted model, not a curated record. NCBI's taxonomy places the organism in Eukaryota, Metazoa, Chordata, Actinopteri, Perciformes, Sebastidae. Gene Ontology annotation, molecular function: RNA polymerase II transcription regulatory region sequence-specific DNA binding. The transcript has 22 exons.
CCGUAGCUGUCAGUCAAAGGACAUUUAAAUGGCCACACUGUACGGAGCCGUUUUUACCGUACACAGCACCGUAAUAACGCCGUAACGGGGAUAUUGGAGCACACAGCUGCGUGAACACCGUCUCUGUUUGUUGUCGGGGUUUCUCUCUUUUAUCUGAAUUAAUAUUUUAACUGUUAAAUUUGCUCAGAAAGACUAAAAACACAAUGAGCGACGAGGAGGAGUUUCUGCAGAAAGCCCGAGCCGGGUUUGAGGAUCUGUGUCGAGGCUUGAACAUGGACGAAGAGGCGAGCAGCGAGGCGUGGAAGACCUACGAAAACAUCAGCAGGAACUUCACUUUAGAGGGCAGCGACCUGCACUGGCUGGCCUGUGCUCUGUACGUGGCCUGCAGGUCCGCGGUGCCGACGGUGGGUAAAGGCACCGCCGAGGGGAACUACGUCUCUCUGACCAGAAUCUUACGCUGCUCAGAGAUGAGCCUGAUUGAGUUCUUUAAUAAGAUGAAGAAGUGGCAGGACAUGGCCAACCUGCCGCAGGACUUCCGUCAGAGCACCGACAAGCUGGAGAGAAACUUCACCGUGUCGGCGGUCAUCUUCAAGAAGUACGUUCCCAUCUUCAGAGCCAUCUUCAAGGCGCCGUCGGAGGAGCCGCCACGAGUUCACCGCAGCCGCAAACAGAGACGCCAUCCCUGCACUGUGACCGAGGUCUUCAACUUCUGCUGGGUCUUGUUCGUCCAUGCUAAAGGGAAUUUCCCCAUGAUCAGCGACGACCUGGUGAACUCCUACCAUCUGCUGUUGUGUGCUCUCGACCUCGUCUUCACCAACGCUCUGCUCUGCAAUGCCAGGAAAGACCUGCUCAACCCAAACUUCAGAGGUCUACCAGAGGACUUCAGCAGUAAGGACUACCGGCCGUCCUCAGGGCCAUACUGCUUCAUAGAGCAGCUGUGUGAGCUCCAUGACGGUCUGGUUCUGGAGGCCAAAGGAGUCAAAGAGCACUUCUGGAAACCCUUCAUCAAGAAACUCUUCCACAAGAGGAUCGUCAGAGGAAAAGAGGACAGUCUGACCGGCUUUCUGGAUCCCAUGAACUUUGGAGACAGUUUUCUGUCUCUGACUCGGGUGUAUGAGGAACAUGUUCUGGCCACCGGCGGUCUGGAUGAGAGGAUCUUCACCGGUGAGGGGGCGAGCGAGGACAUCGGGACCCCGGGGCCCUGCCUGUGUGAGGGGUUGGAGAAUCAGGACAGCGCCACCUACAGGCUCCACGCCAACCUCACUGCCUCGGCUCUGAAGGUCUCCACUCCUCUGACGGGGAGGAAGUACAUUCAGGAGAACCGCCUGGCGUCUCCGGUCUCCUCCGCCAUGAAGAGCGUGGGGCGACUCCACACGCUGCUGUCAGGAACCAAACAGGGGCCGAGCGAGAAGCUAACAGAAACUCUCAGGACCUGUGCCAGAGACCCCAGUGAUGUCAUCAGCAAGCGCCUGAAGGACAUGUUUGAGCUCCUCUGUCAACAUUAUGAGGGCAGCGGGGCGGAGAGCAGGGGAAUGGGGAAAGACAUGGCGGUGAAGUACUUCCACCUGGCGGAGGCACUCUACUACCGAAUCCUGGAGUCCAUCAUUGAGAGAGAGAAGAUGAUCCUGGGAGACGCUGACCUCUCAUGUAUUCUGGAGCAGGACGUCUUCCAUCGCUCGCUGCUGGCCUGCUGUCUGGAGAUCGUCGUCUUCUCCUACAGGCCUCCAGGAGAUUUCCCCAACAUGAUUGGCAUCUUCCAGCUCCCUGCUUAUCACUUCUACAAGGUGAUCGAGGUGUUGGUGCGCUCGGAGCAGGGUCUGUUUCGGGAGGUGGUGAAGCACCUGAACCAGGUGGAGGAGCAGGUUCUGGAGAGUCUGGCCUGGACCAGCAACUCCCCACUUUGGGAGAGCCUCCGCGGGGCCAAAGACCACGUCCCCGCCUGCAAGCAGGUGAUGCCUCCUCAGUAUCUGGAACAAAACGACGAGAGCAGCACCGGCAGCGUUCCCCUCACUCCCAUCAACCACGGACCUGACCUCAACACCAACAGCAUGGUCAAAGGCGUGUCCCCCUCCCCCACCACCCUGCUGGACCGCUACAGCUCUCCUCCCGCCGGCCCGACUCGCCGCCGUCUGUUCGUCGACCCGGUGGGCAGCGAGCCUCGGGUCACCUCUACCAACACCACCAGCACAAUGCCGGCCGCCGUGACCAAGACCGGCCAGACCACCCUUGUCACCACCAUCCCAGCCGGGCAGACCGUGGUCAACCUGGCGACCGCCACCGUUACCGCCAACAACGGGCAGACGGUCACCAUACCGGUGCAGGGUAUAGCCAAUGAGAGCGGAGGCAUCACCUUCUUCCCGGUCCAGGUGAGCGUCACCGGACAGGGCGGAGCCACGCUGCAGCCGCUGUCCGCACAGGCUCUGACCAGCACCCUCACCGUCCAAUCAGCCGUCACCAAACCAGUCGUCAAACCAGCCAGCAGCCCGCUGAGGAAAGGCUCGCUGUCGCUCUUCUUCAGGAAGGUGUACCACCUGGCCAGUGUGCGUCUCAGAGAUCUUUGUGCCAAACUGGACAUCUCGUCAGAUCUGAGGAGGAAGAUCUGGACGUGUUUUGAAUAUUCUCUGGUUCACUGCACCGACCUGAUGAUGGACCGCCACCUCGAUCAGCUCCUCAUGUGUGCUGUUUACGUCAUGGCGAAGGUGACCAAAGAAGACCAAUCCUUCCAGAACAUUAUGAAGUGUUACCGCACGCAGCCUCAGGCCAGCAGCAAUGUGUACAGGAGUGUGUUGAUCUUAGGGAGGAGGAGACGUCACUCAGGCAGCACCGACACCAACAAACAGAGCUCACCUGCUGACACCAACCAGGAUCCAGGUGGAGACAUCAGUCCAGUUCCUAUUCGCUCCAGCAGCACCUUGCCCACCCCCCGGCCUGGCAGCGCUCCCUCCACCCCCACCAACACCUCCAACAAGACCUCCUCCUCAUCUUCCUCCUCCUCCUCCCCCACCUCCUCUGGGGGUGACGGUGAGGAGGAGCGAGGAGACCUGAUCCACUUCUACAACAACGUUUACAUCAAACAGAUGAGACCCUUUGCUCUGAGAUACUCAACCAGCUCGCCCUCAGCAGGGGUGGAGACCCCCCCCCUGUGUCCGUACCCCACCCUGAGGACUGGUUCCCCCCGUCGGAUGCUUCUGUCCAGUAAACACUCCAUCUACAUCUCUCCUCACAAGACAGGCUCCGCCCCCACGCCGCCCACCCCCCGAGACAAGAUCUACUACUACAUCUGCAGCAGCCCCCCCAACCGUCUGCAGGAGAUCAACAGUAUGAUCCGCACCGGAGAGACCCCGACCAGGAAGCGCAGCAUGCCUCUGGAGGAGGAGACGUCCCCCAAGAGGGUCUGUCCCGACAACCACUCGGCUCUACUGCGCCGCCUCCAGGACGUCGCCAACGACCGCAGCUCCUCCCACUGAGGCUGCACGCCCACACACACACACACACACACACCAACACCAUCAUGCUACACCAGGGGUGUCAAACACACGGCCCGGGGGCCAGAACCGGCCCUCCAAAGGGCCCAAUCAGGCCCACUGGAUGCAGAGAAGUCAAAACCAGUGUGCUUGGUGUGUUCACAGCACCUUUCAGUGCUCAAGGAAUAUAAUAUUUGGUGCGACUAUCAGACUCAUGGCGGAAAAUACAAGAACUUGCCAGGAAAACUGAGAAGAUAAGAGGUCAGCAACACAUUUCAUCAUCUCUUUUGUAAAUGGAUUGUUCACUAAUUUGAACAUUUUCAGAAUGUACUUCUUCUCCCUAACAGGAAGUGGACAUUUUGGAGGUGUUGUUAUUUAUAGGUUACUAUGCAAUGGUUUUACUGGUCUGGCCCACUUGAGAUCAAAUUGGACUAAAAUGAGUUUGACACCCCUGUGCCACACCUUCACUGUCCUGUCAUACGUGGUUAAGAGAUCAGGCCACUUCCUGUCCUGCUGCAUCACCAGCUCUCCGUUCUGAUUGGCUGACCACUCACCUGUAACGGAGCAUUCACAUCAAGAGCGAAGCAAAGUUUUUUGUGCGAUGCGAUUACAUACAAAGUUACUGCAAAGAGGCGAAUAGACGCAAAUUAGAUGACUUUAUGUUGAGUGUUGAUGUAGCAGCUGCAUAGCCUGGCACUGAUCCAUCCAAACUUCAUUCAGAAAACA